UUGAGCGGUCACUUCGUUCUUGUUUUGCCUGCUGCAACAUACAAUGAAUUGUUCAGGUUGGUGGGUGACAUUCUUUGUCAUAUUCUGCGUUUUGCAGGAGAAUGGUGUCAAUGGAAACCUACCCCCUCCAUGUGACAGUCAGAUCUACUGCACGGGAGAUAUCAUUCACCAAGUCCAGAUGGCCAAGAUUUUUGACGAUGAUAAACAUUUUGUUGACAUGAGCCUCCGUGAUUCACCUGCCAAGAUAAUAAAGAGAUUUCAAAGUUUAUUUCUGAGGCCUCCUGCUAGACAACUGACCAGAGAACAAUUGAUUGGAUUUGUGAACACAUCUUUCUAUGACCCUGGCACAGAGAUGGAACAAUGGAACCCACCAGACUGGAAUGAAAGCCCCAAAUUCUUAUCCGGUAUUGCUAAUGCUGAACUUCGCACGUGGGCCCUAAAUAUUACGUCUCUUUGGAAGUCUUUGGGCAGAAAGAUCAAAGAAGACGUAAAAAGUAAUCCAGAUCGCUAUUCACAAAUCUAUGUUCCGAAUCCAGUGAUAGUACCUGGAGGCAGAUUCCGAGAGUUUUACUACUGGGAUUCAUAUUGGGUGAUCAAUGGACUUCUUCUCUCUGAAAUGACUCAGACAGCCAGAGGAAUGAUAGAAAAUUUCCUUGACAUUGUACAACGAUAUGGAAUGAUCCCUAAUGGAGGGAGAAUAUAUUACCUUUGCAGAAGCCAACCACCAUUCCUUACUUUAAUGAUGGAUAGCUACCUGGCCAGUGAAAAGAACCUCACCUUUCUAAGGGAAAACAUUAAUCUACUGGCAAAAGAGUAUGACUUCUGGAUGAACAAUCGUACUGUACCAGUAUCAGUCAAUGGAAACAAUUACACGUUGAAUCGCUAUUAUGUACAAAUAGGGGGACCAAGGCCAGAGUCUUACUCUAAAGAUUAUGAGCUUGCUGAAAACCUUACGGCAGACGCAAAACCAUCACUUUAUUCAGACAUUGCAGCUGCUGCCGAGUCUGGUUGGGACUUUUCUACUCGCUGGUUCUAUGGUCCUACAGAUACUUUGCUAGACACAAAAACCAGCUCUGUGAUUCCUGUAGACUUAAAUGCCAUCUUGUGUCGUGUGGAGAGAACAUUGGCCAAAUUCUACACUGAGCUAGAUAUGCCAGAAAUGGCUUCCAGGUUUUCAGAAGCCCUAAACCAACGGCUCAAAGCUGUGCAGGCUGUGCUGUGGGAUCCAGAUCUAGGAGUAUGGUUGGACUACAAUUCAGAACAUCAGAAAAGGAAUCCAAACUUUUACCCUAGCAACUUGUCUCCACUCUGGGCUUCAUGUUAUGAGGACACAGCGGUUGUUGACAGAGUUGUUUCGUAUUUGGAGAAAAGUGGAGCAUUGUCCUACAAUAAUGGUCUUCCAACUUCUUUCAAAAACUCUGGACAGCAGUGGGAUUUCCCCAAUGGCUGGCCACCUUUACAACAGAUGGUAAUUGAAGGCCUGGAAAACACGCAGUCUGCCAAAGCCAAGGACAUUGCCUUCCGAUUGGCCCAAAAGUGGGUCAAUGUCAAUUAUAAUGCCUUCAAGAAGUACAACGCCAUGUUUGAAAAGUAUGAUGUGGAAGGUGAUGGUAAACCAGGUGGAGGAGGGGAAUAUGAAGUACAGCUGGGCUUUGGAUGGAGCAAUGGAGUAAUCCUUCAGCUGUUGGAUGUCUACAAAUCACGUCUGACCAGUUCAGCCAUCAUUACCUCAUUCUCAUUUCCUGUUUUACUGUUUCCAAUAUUAAUCCUUACUUUAUGGGCAUAAACAUUAUGAUGCUGCUUACUCCAGACAUUUAUCCUGAAUAUAUUAAUCUCUUACACCAUUUGAAUUUUUUGCAUAUG
Messenger RNA from Nanorana parkeri, 1863 nucleotides. It is a transcript of the gene TREH, whose product is annotated as trehalase. Gene Ontology annotation, biological process: trehalose catabolic process. The record is from RefSeq and is a predicted model, not a curated record. The coding region runs from base 44 to 1786 and encodes 580 amino acids. The transcript is spliced from 15 exons. Gene Ontology annotation, molecular function: alpha,alpha-trehalase activity. Lineage: Eukaryota; Metazoa; Chordata; Amphibia; Anura; Dicroglossidae.